AGCUGGCCCGACUUUGAAGUUUCUGUUUUCCUCUCUGAUUAAGGGUUUAGAGCGAGUUAGCAAUUCAGCGUACUUGUCUCUUGGAGACCCACCCAGGUAUCUCCGGCGAUUGCUCCUCAACUACCUUACCCCGCGAUCCCAGACCGACUCUGUGGACCCGCCGUAGGGAAGAGGACAGGGAAGGGAGACCAACUUGGACAGGUUUGGUUUGAUCCGGACUCUGGCCAAACCCGUGGUGGGAAGGAAAGGGGGCAGAGGUCCGACCCUGUAACCUGAAUCCGGAUGAGGAGUCUGAAGAAAUAUCCCGACUUUAGUGUGUGACACCCGGGACAAAACUGGAAGGCAAGAAAAGGUCUCGAAGUGGGUUCACUCCGUGAGAAGCAUCCUAAGCAGCCACCUCCCUCCUCUUUCUCCUCCUCCUCCUCUUCCUCCACCUCCUCCUUCUUCUCCUCCUCCUCCUCUUCUCCUGCUCUUCCCUCCCUUGCUCUCCCCCGAGCCCAUUGCCGUCUCGAGUGGCCAGAGAGGACGGGGUGGUUCAUGAUGGGCUCGGUGCUCCCCGCGGAAGCUCUGGUGCUGAAGACCGGCCUGAAGCCUCAAGGGUUGUCUCUGGCUGAGGUGAUCACCUCCGACAUCCUGCACAGCUUCCUAUACGGUCGAUGGCGGAACGUGCUGGGAGAACAGCUCUUCGAAGAGAAGUCUCACCACACCAAUCCCAAGACCGCCUUCACCGCAGAGGUCCUGGCUCAGUCCUUCUCGGGAGAGGUGCAGAAGCUGUCUAGUCUGGUGCUGCCAUCGGAAGUGAUUAUUGCUCAGAGCUCCAUACCUGGGGAGGGCCUGGGCAUCUUCUCCAAGACCUGGAUCAAAGCAGGCACUGAGAUGGGUCCGUUCACAGGCAGGGUCAUCUCUCCAGAGCACGUGGACAUCUGCAAGAAUAACAACCUGAUGUGGGAGGUAUUCAAUGAAGAUGGCACAGUUCGAUAUUUCAUUGACGCAAGCCAAGAAGAUCACCGAAGUUGGAUGACUUAUAUCAAAUGUGCCCGAAAUGAGCAAGAACAAAAUCUGGAGGUGGUACAAAUUGGCAACAGUAUCUUCUACAAGGCAAUUGAGAUGAUUCCUCCAGAUCAAGAGCUGCUGGUUUGGUAUGGGAACUCUCAUAAUACUUUCCUGGGGAUUCCUGGUGUCCCAGGGUUGGAAGAAGAACAGAAGAAGAACAAACAUGAGGACUUCCACCCAGUGGACACAGCCGCCAACACCGCGGGCCGCAUGCGCUGCGUCAUCUGCCACCGGGGCUUCAACUCCCGCAGCAAUCUGCGCUCUCACAUGCGCAUCCACACCCUGGACAAACCCUUCGUCUGCCGCUUUUGCAACCGGCGCUUCAGCCAGUCCUCUACCCUCCGCAACCACGUCCGCCUGCACACUGGCGAGCGCCCGUACAAGUGCCAGGUGUGCCAGAGCGCCUACUCCCAGCUGGCAGGGCUGCGGGCGCACCAGAAGAGCGCCCGCCAUCGGCCCCCCAACGCCUCGCUGCAGGCGCACUCCCCCGCCCUGCCCGUGCCCCAUCCCACCUCCCUCGCGGCGCACCAUAUCCCCACCAUGGUGCUGUGAGACGCCCUGGCUGGCCUGCAACGGGAGGCAUUGGAGACUGGCACCGCGGCGCAGCCCUCUCUCCUCUCCUCUCCAUCCCUUUCCUCCCGAGAUCUGUGAAAGCUGACCUCUUGGAAUGGGAAGCGGGGUGCAAAGGAGGGACUGGUUUCAUCAUUUGGUUUUAAGGCAGCUGAGUAAGUCCCCUAUCCCACUCAGCUUGCAUAGUUUGCAUCCUGCCUCCUUCUCCAGGGAGCUUGGGGUGGAGGGGCAGAAGAAGGCGGCACACUAAGUGUUUGAUUGAUAUAUCUAUAUGGACAUAUAUACAUAUAUUUUCUUCUUCUUACAUCACCAUCUUAGGGCCCUUGUAAGUCAAUAGGUGUCCCCCUGCCUCUCACCUAGCUAUCCCUAGGUCCCAAGAGUCACCUAUGAGCCUUUUUCCCUUCUCAGGUAGGGGGUCAGGAGGUGGGUGGGAGAGUGAAUGAGGAAGAGGAAGGAGUGGGCUGGACCAAUCAAAGACAUCUCUGCUCCACUCCCAUCCCCCUAACUCUAGAAAGCCGAGAUCCUCUGAAAAUGGACAGCUUGGAGAAAUGGGAGCUCUCGAGGAUUUUCCCGUUCACUCUGGAGGCCAAAGCAAUGGGGGUUGGGAUAGGGGUGGGGGUAGGACUGGAAUCAGGAAUUCCUCCACCCCCCAAACAAGGGGUGCCUCUGGUGUCUCCGAACCUCCUCCAGAUCUCUUCCUUCCCCUCCUCCCUCCCAUCCUCAAGAUUAUUCUCAGGAAACAGAUGCAAGUCAGUUGGUUUUAGUUCAAGAACAUCCUCGGGAAAAGCUGCUCCCUCAUCGGGCUCAGGUCUGGCUGAGGGGAAAGAGGGUGGGUAGAGGCUGGGAGGGCAGGCACGAGACUACUGGACUUUCUGGCCAAGAGGGGGAAGCCGAUUUCAUUGUUACAGCGGCCUGAUGUCAGGCCUUAUUCUCCCCCUGUCCUGGCUCGUGGAAAUUGGGUUCUGAAACCUGGAGGGAUUAGGGUGGAUCAGGCCAGCUAUGGAUGGACAGACUGGGGAGGGGUAAGGUCAAGAGGUGGACACACUGUGGAAUUCCAUUUUAUCCCCAAAACCUCAGCCCAAUUAUCUUCAGGGGAGAACCGAGGAGGACUGGCAAUAGUGUUUUUGAGCCAUCCCCUCCCUGGAAACACUUCCAAACAGCUGCGAAAUCCCUUGGGAAAACGAGGAGACGACUUCACCUGACUCAGCAGUCCCAGCCCUCUGGAGACCCAAACAUAUCCUUUCUCCCUUUCCCCCAACCCCCCAAAUUGCUCUUAAACUCCAGUAAUGAGCGCCCUCUAGUGUCUCCCACCCUGCCCCAUAGUCAUUAACAAGUGACGAAGCCCUUAGGGUGUUUUGUAAAAUAAAGAAACUAUAAUAAUAUUAAUGAAAGGUAUAAAGUGUAUAGAGUUUUCACAAACUGUGUUCUACUUCCAGGAAAUGGUCACUUUAACUUUGUAAAUAUUUAUCUAAAAUGAUAUUGACAAAACUUUGAUAUAUAUUAUUUGAUUGUAUAUGUAUGACUGUAAAUACAUUUGUACCUCUUGUAUUCUAAAAUAAAAAAAAAUUGCUUGGAGCAUUUAUCAUUU
Monodelphis domestica (gray short-tailed opossum) is the source of this 3211-nucleotide messenger RNA. It is a transcript of the gene PRDM12, whose product is annotated as PR/SET domain 12. Gene Ontology annotation, biological process: regulation of gene expression; neurogenesis. Lineage: Eukaryota; Metazoa; Chordata; Mammalia; Didelphimorphia; Didelphidae. Gene Ontology annotation, cellular component: nucleus. The record is from RefSeq and is a predicted model, not a curated record. Gene Ontology annotation, molecular function: histone methyltransferase binding.